This is a messenger RNA of Closterium sp. Yama58-4, 3004 nucleotides long. The record is from the annotation of a GenBank genome assembly. NCBI's taxonomy places the organism in Eukaryota, Viridiplantae, Streptophyta, Zygnematophyceae, Desmidiales, Closteriaceae.
AUAUUCAAGUCAAGACGGAGUAAUGACUUCCCCCAGUGCCUUCAUACCUGCCUCCAUCACCGGUCUUUCCGCUCUGCAAUACCUCGAUCUGUCCCUCAUCAGGCCGGUGGGGCCCAUUCCACCCCUCGGCAGUCUCACCGGCCUCACCCACCUAGGUUUUGGAACGCCUGGAAUUGAAAGCAGGUUGACUGGCACUCUGGAAGGACUGGCUUGGCUCUCCUCCCUCACCAACCUGCGAACACUGAGUCUACAGUACUUGCCAUUAACUGGUGACUUGUCCUCCCUGCACGUUCUUUCUCACAUGAGAAGCCUUCAGCAACUGAAACUCAGUUCGCUCCCCAACGCGGCAGGCGAGAUACCCAGAGAGAUUCAAUACCUGACUGCCCUCAGUACACUGGAUCUCUCCUUCCUUCGUGCUGCGGAGUUUCCCAACUGGGUCACUCAACUCUCCAACCUUCAGUACCUGAACCUGGAAUCGGACUAUCCACUCCGGCAGGGACGUUUGCUGAAUGAUGACAUCUCUCACCUCACAGCACUCACUAGCAUGUCCCUUAAGGGAAACAACCUGGAUGGCUACCUUCCCAAGAGCUGGGCCAAUCUGGUCAAUCUGCAGGAGCUAUCUUUGAGGUCCAACCAAUUGCAGGGAACCAUUCCGACCACGUUCUUGGGCCUAACAAGUCUAAUUAUACUAGACCUCUCGCGGAAUCAACUGUCUGGUACAAUACCUGCAUUUGCCACCAACAUCAAGUCGUUAAAGCUUGGCCACAAUAACUUCAGUGGGCCCAUCCCACCACACAUUGCACUUCCCAACCUCUAUUACCUUGAACUAGCCUUCAAUCAGUUCACAGGAGGCAUCCCAAACACAUUCACUCGCCUCACUAACAUGGGCCAUCUAGACAUUGGUGCCAACAGACUCAGCUCAGGCCUUGAUGUGGUGACUCAGAUGACAUGGCUCUACAUCGCAUACCUUCAUAACAACAAGUUCUCUGGUGUGUUUCCGACGUCUUUUUCAGCAAUUACUGGCCUCGAAGACCUGGACAUUGGAAACAACAGCUUUACUGGAAGCUUCCCGGAUGCUAUCCUGCACCUUAAGAGUCUUAGACUCCUAAAUCUCAAUGACAACAAAUUCAGUGGAGUCAUCCCAUCGGUCCUGUUUCAGAAUUCGGUGGGCUGGCUGGAUGUAACUAACAACUUCUUGUCUGGGGAACUCCCAGCGACUCUCAGAACCAACUCUUAUCUCUACUACCUAGAUCUCAGCUGCAACAACUUCACAGGGUCGAUUCCCGACUCCAUUUCAAAACUCACCACCAUCGACGGCAUUCUACUCAACAACAACCAACUGACAGGCACCAUCCCCUCAGCCAUCUUUACCAUGAAAAAUCUGAAAUUCCUCUACAUGGCCAACAACCUUCUGACUGGCAGUCUGCCAUCCGCCAUCAGCCGACUUAAGAACCUUGAACAGAUCUGGUUGGACAACAAUAAGAUUGAAGGCCCGCUGCCAACUAGCCUAUGCUCUCUGCACUGGCUGUGGCGCUUCAUGGUGAGCAACAACUACCUCUACGGACCCCUGCCAGACUGCCUCUUUGACAAGUGUAUCAACCAAAUUGAUGUGAGCGGCAACAGCCUGUACGGGCGAAUCAACCGCGACUUUGAGAAUAUGGUGGCAGACGGCAAUGCCCUCAUCAACUUGGCUCACAAUUUCUUCUAUGGAGACGGAGUGCUCUUUGCUGCCGGCUGCAAGGUCUGCCCCACCGAGGUGAACGAGCCCAACAACCUAGACAUGUUUGAUACUUCUCUUAUCCAUCGAGAGUUUCGUGGCAAGUGCGGCGGUGCUGCGUUGGAUAACUCCGUGGCAGAGUCUGGCAGGAUGGUGAGGGUGAGUCUGUCAGGCAACUGCCUGACCCUCACCCCGAACAAGAAGUGCUCCUCAAACGCCACCCAGCGCAGCAGAGCAGCCUGCCAGGCGUUCUGCAGUAUCACGGAUAAUGACCCGUGUGACGGCCAUGGGGCAUGUGUACCGGCUGACCCCGCCUCCGGCACCAACUUCACAUGCCUCUGUGAUGCCGGCUACUCGGGCAACGGCUCCACAUGUGCCAUCGUCUACUCAAACACCACCACUGUGUCCUCUCUGUCCACGGGUGCCAUAGUAGGCAUUGUUCUGGGAAGCUUUGCUGGCUUCACUCUGCUGGCUGCUGUGAUCGCAUGGCUGCUGUGGCCCCGCAGACAAAAGAAGUGGGAGGAUCCUCUCUCGCUGCGCCAAAGGUUGCGCUUGGCACAGGGAGCAGCAGAGGGCCUGGCAUACCUGCAUGGGUUUGACACACCCAUUGUUCACUGCGACAUCAAGCCAGCCAACAUCCUUGUCACUGGAGACAUGCAAGCCAAGGUGGCUGACUUUGGGCUGCUCAAGCGCCUCACUCACGGCGACGCUAAUGUCACGCGAGUGGCCGGCACUCCGGGCUAUGUGGAUCCAGACUACACCCGCACCCACGUCAUCACUGUCAAGAGUGACGUGUUCAGCUUUGGAAUCGUGCUUCUUGAGCUGCUGAGUGGCAAGUCACCCCAAGUUGACGCAAAAACGCACAUAAGAAAAUGGGCUAUGAAGCUCGUGGAGGCGUAUGAGGUGGAUGAGCUGAAGGACAGCAAGAUGCCGGCAGUAAGUGAGGAGGCUAUUGUGGACUUUGCAGACCUGGCUCUGGACUGCAUCAAGUCUCCCGGCACACGGCGACCCACCAUGAAGGAUGUGGCAUACCGCCUCAGUGCCCUCAUUGACAAGCACUGCCCCGACAAGGAAGACGAGUGGGAGAGUGUCGCAAAAGAUGAGAGUCCAAGCAGCAUGGAUAUGUCCUCAAGAAAUGCUUCUGCUCUAUUGUCUAGAGAUGGUUGUAAGGAGUCUGAGAGGCGUGAUGGCUCACAGUCUGGUGUGAGCUCAUUGUUGGGCAUUAGCGCAUUAAGUGAUGGCCUCAAGAGUUGGCUGCUGCAGUCAAAGCCAGCCAAUGGGCGCUGA